AUGAGGUGGUGGAGUGGAAGUGGAUCAAGCAAUAAGCAGCAGCCACGAGACCAAGGGCAAGAAGAGAGCAAGCGCGGCAAGAGCAAGGCGGCCUUCUCGCCGCUCGCAUGGCUCUCCAAGCUGACGGCCGCCAAGAGCAACAACGCCGCUGCCUCUAAGCCCAAGCACUGUGCACCGCCUGCGCCCGAGACCAAGAACGCCGGGAGUGGCUUCCCGUCCUUCUUCCACAAGCGCGCAACCCCGACCCCGAGCCCCGCGGCGUCGCAGAGCAGCCCGGCCGAUUCCUCGCCCGCUGCCGCCACCACGGCUCCCGAGGUCCCGCUCGCGCCGCGUCGCCUCUCGGUCGGCAACGAAGACGCCGAGACGGCCGCGGCCGUGCGCCAGCUCUGCCGCCGCCGCCACUACUCCGUCGGCGGCGAUCGCGACCUCCCGCCGCUCCGCCACCUCAUCCCGUUCUCCCGCGCCGCCUCCCCGCCGGAGCCCGCGCCAACGACUCCAAUGCCACCGCUGCCGGCGUCGGACACGGACGAGGAAGAGGAAGAGGAGAAGCGGCCGCGGGUAAUAAUCCGCCCGCGCCGUCGAUGCCGAGGGGGAAAAAGCGAGCGGCGGCCGUCCUUCUCCGGAAGGAACCCACUGACACCGGGCGCGACGAGGCUGGCGGUGCGCGUCCGGUCGCCACGUUGCGCCGUGUCCGGGUCUUCGGGGCUGGAGAGGUUCGCGGUGGUGCGGCGGACGAGCGACCCGCAGCGGGAGUUCCGGGAGUCGAUGGUGGCGAUGAUCGCGAGCAGGCGCAUCGGGCGGCCCGAGGAGCUGGAGACGCUCCUGGCGUGCUACCUCUCGCUCAACGCCGACGAGCACCACGACUGCAUCGUCAAGGUGUUCCGCCAGGUCUGGUUCGACCUCAAGCUCAAACCACCCCGCGCCGCCGCCGCCCCGGCGCGCCCGCGCGGCUGA
Messenger RNA from Brachypodium distachyon (stiff brome), 954 nucleotides. RefSeq names its product transcription repressor OFP1. Gene Ontology annotation, biological process: negative regulation of DNA-templated transcription. Bases 1 to 954 code for a protein of 317 amino acids. Lineage: Eukaryota; Viridiplantae; Streptophyta; Magnoliopsida; Poales; Poaceae. The record is from RefSeq and is a predicted model, not a curated record. The transcript has a single exon.